Messenger RNA from Zymoseptoria tritici IPO323, 1398 nucleotides. RefSeq lists its product as uncharacterized. Bases 1 to 1398 code for a protein of 465 amino acids. The transcript has a single exon. Lineage: Eukaryota; Fungi; Ascomycota; Dothideomycetes; Mycosphaerellales; Mycosphaerellaceae. The record is from RefSeq and is a predicted model, not a curated record.
AUGAACAUGAACAACAAUAACAACACGCAAGAUGAAGACGAGGAAGAAUACGAAUACGAAUACUCCACCACCGAGACCGAAGACUUUUACUUCACUCUCGAUCUCACCACCCACGUGCCCGGCGCACUAGCACCACAACCUCCUGCCCGAAGUGGAAAUGGAAUCGAUCCAGUCGCACAUGUCAAUGGAGAUGGUAAUCCCGGAGACGAUGCGGAACAAAACAAUUCCUCCACCAACAACCCACCCACCGACAAGACCACUUCCUCAACACCCUCAGACACACUUCAAAUCCUCGACCUCCACACUCCAAAUCCCCUCCUAAAAUUCAACAACGAAACCUUCACAGCCCACUGGUCCACCGACCUAGGCACUCAAUUCCACAUCACCCAAACCGGCCUCCACCCCACCCCUCUCCGCCGCGGCAACGUCCUCGACGUCGUCGCCCUCUCUCAAACCCGCCUCCUCGCCAAACCCAUCACCCUCAACCCCCGCUCUCACCCCCACGGUCCCGCCUUGAACCCCUCCACCACCGCCAAACUGCCCGCCCGCAAAAUCGUCCCCGUCGUCCCCACCACCGGCCUAAACGACCACCACUCCUCCUCCGACGAAGAAGAACCCUCCCGCAAAUCCUCCACCCCCGGCGGCCCCUCCUCAACCCCCCAAUCCUCUCAAAUCAUCGCCCGCCCCGGUCUCCCCCUCUACAUUCCCCCCUCUUACCGCUCCUCCCCCUCCGCCGCCACCCAAGCCUCCUUCCUCACCCGCCUCUCCACUAUAAAACUGCAAAAGGGAGAAACCGACCUCGUCCCCGUCUACGCCGUGAAAAUCUACAAUCCCCCACCCGACGCCGCCUCCCUCCGCGCCUCCGCCUUGGCGGCCGACGAAGCAGCCGGCCACGACGUCACAGUCGCGAGGAUGCUCGACCGGUCGACAGGAUCUCGCGUGGAUGACGGCACGGGGAGGAGGGAGAUGAGGAGACAGAGAGAGGGCACGCUGCAGGAGGCGAAGAGGAGGGUGAGAGGGAAAGGGACGAGGACGAAGAAGGAACGGGUCGGGGAGGGAGGGGAGGUGGUGGGGUUUGGGAUGGGGAGGGGCGCGGGACGGGCGUCGAGGGAGAGGAUCAGGAGGGAGGUGGGGUUUGAGGAGGAUGGGGAUGUGGUGAGGAGGGAUGGGAUGGGGAGGGUGGAGAGGGUGCAUUCCGGGUUUAGGAUGAGGGAUGGGGAGCAGGUUUUGGGGUUGCAGAGGGAGGAUUCGAGGGGGAGUGGGGUGGGAGAUGUGGAGAUGGUGGAGGUUGAUGAUGAAGAUGAGGAUGAUGAUGGUGAUGGGAAUGAGGAUGUUGAGAUGGGUGAGGAGGAGGGAGGUGAAGGAUCAUCAGCGAGGGUGGGUAUAGGAGAGAUCUAG